Messenger RNA from Thyridium curvatum, 2691 nucleotides. RefSeq lists its product as uncharacterized. NCBI's taxonomy places the organism in Eukaryota, Fungi, Ascomycota, Sordariomycetes, Thyridiales, Thyridiaceae. The coding region runs from base 1 to 2691 and encodes 896 amino acids. Gene Ontology annotation, biological process: protein phosphorylation; intracellular signal transduction. Gene Ontology annotation, molecular function: protein serine/threonine kinase activity; ATP binding. The record is from RefSeq and is a predicted model, not a curated record. The transcript has 4 exons. Gene Ontology annotation, cellular component: cytoplasm.
AUGUCUGUCUCGCAGAAGCAGCACCAAACAGAGUGCAUUCUCUCCACAACCCACCCGGCUCGCUACGUUACUUUUGACGCAUGGCCGCCGCCCGCCGGCUCGCAAAAAACGAACGCGGGAAACGCCUCAAUCGCACGAGAAGUCUGCCCGCCUGCCUGCCGCCGCCUUGCCUGCUGUUCGCGCACAGCCCACCUUUCACCUCCCGAUUCUCCCAGGGCGGUACGAGAAGACAAGCCAAAGGUAGCAAUUAACAGGCUCGGGCACAAGCUUCUUGCGACACCUGUUAAGCUUUAUAUUAAAUCUGGCACACUGGGCCCCGCAAGGCCAGGCCAGACCCACGACAUUUCUGCUCACCUUUCUGACGUUAGCCUUCCAAUCACCAACGCUGCCACCUUCCCAGACCUGCCUGCCCCGGAUACGGUCAUCUGCAGCUCCGCCGCGUACACAUCCAGCCCUGCAACCACCCUCUUCGCCGCCGCGCCUAGUCUCUCACUCGUCGGCUCGAGACACCCACUACCUGGACGGCCACCACCCUCCCAGUCUCCAGACAAGAGUCAAGGCGACGUCCACCGACAGCAACAUGACCGCGACCUAAAAGCCUCCGCAGACCAGCCCAACUGGCACAAUGCGACAGAAACCACCAAGAGUGACAACAACUCUUCCCUUCCUAUCGACUCCGACCUCCCCACGCCCACCUUCGACGUAUCUCCGCCCCAGUUCCCGACCAGCCAACUGCAGUUCCGAACAAACACCAUAGCGCCGUCACCACCACUGCCCGAAACCUCGCCGGGCCCGUCGACACCCCAGAGGUUAGAUCUGUCCGGCGCCGAAGAGCCGGCGCGUUAUCAGCGCAGCCCUCUCAGCAGCAACGCUCUACGCAUCCUCACCGAUUUCCACCCCGGACCUCCCCCGCGGACGGAUAGCCUCAAUAGCACCGCGACCGGCACUCCUGGCUCGCAUCGGCCUUCAAACUUGACCCUGCACCGCCAGCCGUCGAGCUCUUCGCUCAAGCCAAUCUCGCGCACACCGAGCCUCAAAGCCGCGUUUGGUGGCUACUCGGCCGCAAGCUCGACCGUUCCGAGUCCGGUCAUCACUGCCAUGGGCGACGUAACCCCGCUACCUUCCCCGCUGCUCUCGAGCGACUCGCCGGGCCCAUGGAAGAAGUUUGGUCGCCCUCCCUCCCGAGACGCGCCUGUCAUGAUUACGCCCUCCGAGGGCGCGGUCCUCGUGACUAGCACGGGCGAGUCCAUCUCCGCAGCUCUCGCGAAUCAGAUCAAGAGGAAGACCUACGCGGGUCUUGCAUCCGGUGACGAUGCGGCAGCUGCCUCUUCUGAUCCCUUCAAACCUCAUACUCGUAACAGGAGUGUUAGUGACUAUGUCCCGGAUCCGCUCGCCAUUCCUAAGCGCAUGGUGACCGUCUCGGGUUCUCAUGUGCAGGUUGAUGCUGGCUCAGAAACCCUUGAGCCGCAUAUGCGGCGCGAGCCCCACCUCUCCGAGGCUCGGGGCUUAACCCCAGUUGAGAAGCCGCCCACCCCGCCUCCGAGCGAGUCCUCUCUUCGCUCGAGCGACUCAGCAUCGGGUGACGGCCGGACAUCAGACGACAAGCAGCGCCAUGAAUAUUUCGAAGCUCGAGGACGCUUCGACGGGAAGAAGCGCCGAUGGAGAGCUGUCAAGGCUCUCGGCCAGGGUACUUUUAGCCGCGUGAUGCUGGCUACGAGCCAGGUAUCGCCGGCCGACGAUGAAAGUACAACGCUGUCGGAGGGUCUGUUGACGCCAGAGCUACAUAACAAGUACCCCCCGCGGACACUAGUCGCUGUCAAAGUCUGCGAGCACGGGCCAAAGGGCGGUGCGUCAGAGGAUCGCAUCGAGAUGAGCUUGAAACGAGAGCUCGACAUCAUGCAGUCCAUAAAUCACCCCUCGUUGAUACACCUCAAGGCGUGGAAUAUCGAAGCCACGCGGGCGAUCCUCGUGCUGAGUUACUGCCCCGGCGGUGAUCUCUUUGAUGUGGCGACGGCGCACCGUGAGCUUCUCACUCCGCCCCUGCUCAGGAGGAUAUUCUCCGAGCUUGUCGGCGCCGUCAAGUACCUACACGAGAGGCGGAUUGUUCAUCGAGACAUCAAGCUAGAGAAUGUCCUUGUCAAUAUACCACCCGCCGACCUCGCCGAUCCGUCAAUAGACUGGGCAACGUAUCCCUAUAGUGUCUCCACGCUGACAGACAUGGGGCUGUCGAGGCGUGUUGCAGACGACGAGAAGCUCGAGACUCGCUGCGGAUCCGACGACUACGCGGCGCCGGAAGUGAUUAUGGGUCAGCCUUACGACGGGAAGGCCAUUGACGCCUGGUCGCUCGGUGUGCUGCUGUAUGCGCUACUAGAAUCGCGUCUGCCCUUUGAUCCCCACCCGGGCAUGAGCGACGCCCACCGCAUGCGCAGCCGCACGAGCCACCGCAUCGCCCGGGUGGAGUGGCGCUGGGUCGAGUACGCGGGCGAGGACGGCGACCACGAGGGCGACGUCAAGAAAUUUGAGGCCAAGGGCCUGCUGGGGGCCAUGGAGAUCACCGAGAACCUGCUGAAGAGGGCGCGCAGCCGGUGGCCGCUGGAUAAGGUGGGCGGCACGGAGUGGGUGCGCGACGGCGUGAGGGUCGAGGGCGGGAUCAAGUUUAGGGAAGAGGCCGAGGGCGAGGAGGUGUCAUGA